GUGGAUGCUCUGAUUGGCCGCGCCAGCAUCGGCCCACCCAGCUGUUCCGGUCGGCCGAGGCUGGCGCCUGCGCAGUGCGCUAAGCUGUCAGUCAAGGAAGGCGCUCGCGAGCCGGGCGGCGGAGAGUGCGUGCGGUGGUGCUGUCAUGACUGAGGGCACGUGUCUGCGGCGUCGAGGGGGACCCUACAAAACCGAGCCGGCCACGGACCUCACCCGCUGGCGGCUCCGCAAUGAGCUGGGUCGGCAGACGUGGACGUAUUUCCAAGCGGAGGACGACCCUGGUCGAGAGCAGACCGGGUUAGAAGCCCACUCUUUGGGACUGGACACAAAGAAUUAUUUCAAAGACUUACCUAAAGCUCAAACAGCCCAUGAGGGGGCCCUGAAUGGAGUAACAUUUUAUGCCAAGCUGCAAGCUGAGGAUGGACACUGGGCGGGUGAUUAUGGUGGUCCACUCUUCCUCUUACCAGGUCUCCUGAUUACAUGUCAUGUGUCACACAUCCCUCUGCCAGCUGGAUACAGAGAGGAGAUGGUACGGUACCUGCGGUCAGUGCAGCUCCCCGAUGGCGGCUGGGGCCUGCAUAUUGAGGACAAGUCCUCAGUGUUUGGGACCGCCCUGAACUAUGUGGCUCUCAGAAUCUUGGGUAUUGGGCCUGAUGAUCCUGACCUUGUACGUGCUCGAAACAUUCUUCACAAAAAAGGCGGUGCGGUGGCCAUCCCCUCCUGGGGGAAGUUCUGGCUGGCCAUCCUGAAUGUUUAUAGCUGGGAAGGACUCAAUACCCUAUUUCCUGAGAUGUGGUUGUUUCCUGAGUGGGUACCUGCCCACCCCUCCACCCUCUGGUGUCACUGUCGGCAGGUCUACCUGCCCAUGAGCUACUGCUACGCCACUAGGCUAAGUGCCUUAGAGGACCCACUGGUUCAGAGCCUCCGCCAGGAGCUCUAUGUGGAGGAUUAUGCCAGCAUCGAUUGGCCAGCACAGAGGAACAACGUGUGCCCCGAUGAGCUGUACACGCCACACAGCUGGCUGCUGCAUGUGGUGUAUGGGAUCCUCAACCUGUAUGAGCGUUUCCACAGUACCAGCCUGCGGCAGCGGGCCAUCAAAAUGCUGUAUGAACAUAUUGCCGCCGAUGACCGGUUCACUAAGAGCAUCAGCAUUGGCCCGAUCUCAAAAACCAUCAACAUGCUUGUUCGUUGGUCAGUGGAUGGGCCAUCCUCCUCUGCCUUCCAGGAGCACGUCUCUAGGAUCCCAGAUUACCUUUGGCUGGGCCUUGAUGGCAUGAAAAUGCAGGGCACCAAUGGGUCACAGAUCUGGGACACCUCGUUUGCUAUCCAAGCACUGUUGGAGGCAGGUGCACACCACAGACCUGAAUUUCUACCCUGCCUGCAGAAGGCUCACGAAUUCCUGCGGCUUUCACAGGUCCCAGACAACCUUCCUGACUAUCAGAAGUAUUACCGCCAGAUGCACAAGGGUGGUUUCUGCUUCAGCACCCUGGACUGUGGCUGGAUCGUUGCUGAUUGCACAGCCGAGGCUUUGAAGGCUGUGCUACUCCUGCAGAAGCAGUGCCCCUCAAUCACUGAUCACAUCCCCCGCGAGCGGCUCUGUGAUGCUGUGGCUGUGUUGUUGGAGAUGAGGAAUUCUGAUGGAGGAUUUGCUACCUACGAGACCAAGCGUGGGGGGCAUUUGCUGGAGUUGCUGAACCCCUCAGAGGUCUUCGGUGAGUGGUUGACUAGCAGCUUGGUGUAUAGGCCAGGCCUGGCAUGCUGGCAGGUCCAUGCAGAGCCCUCUGUGAGCCUCAGAGUAUGGAGCUGGGGAAGGCAUUUUGUCUGCAGUGUUCACUGGGCUAACUUCCUGUAUUGCAGGGAGACCCUCAAGCAAGGCCUGGAGUUCUGCCGAAAGAUACAGAGAUCUGACGGCUCCUGGGAGGGCUCCUGGGGAGUUUGUUUCACCUAUGGCACCUGGUUUGGCCUGGAAGCUUUCGCUUGCAUGGGGCAUACCUACCAAGAUGGGACUGCUUGUGCAGAAGUGUCUCAGGCCUGCAACUUCCUUCUGUCCCAGCAGAUGGCAGAUGGAGGUUGGGGAGAAGACUUUGAGUCCUGUGAACAACGGCGUUACGUGCAGAGUGCCAGGUCCCAGGUCCACAGUACGUGCUGGGCCCUGAUGGGCUUGAUGGCUGUCAGGCAUCCCGACAUCAGUGCUCAGGAGAGAGGAAUCAGAUGUCUGCUGGAGAAACAGCUCUCCAAUGGAGACUGGCCUCAGGAGAACAUCUCUGGGGUCUUCAACAAGUCCUGUGCCAUCAGCUACACAAGUUAUAGGAACGUCUUCCCCAUCUGGGCCCUGGGCCGCUUCUCCAACCUGUACCCUGACAAUACCCUUGCCGGCCACCCUUGAACUCAUGUCUGCCUGUGCUACAGCUGGCCAGCAUCAUCACCAUACAGGUCCAGGCGAGACUGGGGGUUCUUACCCCCGCUCUAGGCCUUCUUCUCUAUUUCUGUAGACCUGAGGCUGGGACUAGGGUCGGGGUUGGUAUCUUUAGGCACUUGUCAGUGUAGGCUUAGUUCUGAGACUAGCUUCAGCGGGAAAGGGAACCAGAUAAACCUUGAAAUCCAGAGGGGCACACUGCACUCUGCAGCUCCCGGGCACAUCCUUCUUGAGGGACUGAGGCUGGAGAGUUUUCGUGUCCGGUGACUUCCCCGUGAGGGGAGCAGUGGCUUCUUCCCUCCUCUUUUGUCUACUGUGUAGCGGGCCUCUGACCAGACUUCUGUUUGCUGGGCUGGCGGAGGUAGGGCGACUCUAUGGUGCUGGUAUGCUCAGAGAAAGGCUCAGUGGGGAGUGAGGCGGAGCCCUUGUUCACUGUGCCCCGAGCGUGGCUGUUACCUGAUCACUGUAUGAAAUACCUGUUUUCCAGAAAGGAAAUACAGACUCGCUUUAUACUAAAACUGUCACUAAAAGUCAUUUAAAUGAUCACCGACUCCCUUAAUAAACAGACAUUUUGGGGCUGGAACAGUGGCCCAGCAGUAAAAAACAUGGACUGCUCUUUCAGAGGACCUGGGUUUGAUUCCCAGCACCCACUUGGUGGCUAACAACCUUCUAUAACUCAAGUUCCCAGGGGACCCAAUGCCUUCUUCUGGCCUCUGUGGGCACUGCAUACAUGGUGCAUAAACAUGGAUGCAGGACUAACACCCAUACACAUAAAAUAAAAUAAAUCUCUAAAAUAAACUAUUAAAAACAAAGCAAAAACAAAACCCCCAGGCAUUUUGUCCUGUGGCUGUGUGACAAGGAGCCAGAUGCAGCGUCCGAUUCUGCCCCUAGAUUGUGAGCCCAUACACAUUGUGUUGGUUUCUGGGAUAUCAGCAUCCUGCUCUCCUGUCAUCUUGUUGAGAUAGAGAGGCACAUGCGGGAAGCCACACAUAAGGGUGAGCUCUCAGUUGCUGAUUUCUAACUGUGUGUCUGUCCAACAUGCAGGCAGAGUUCGGGGCUGAUAAGGUAGUAGCUUCUCCUUGAAGUUACUGCUUUUCUUCCUGGCCAUGGUGAGCAGGGUCCAGCCUGGUGCCUUCUCAGUCUAAUGCUCCCUACCUCUCUUACAUUCUGGACUGGUGGUAACUCCAGCCUCUCCCUGGCCCAUGGUCUUUCCUCAGACAAGUGGAAAGCUGUAUCUGAUCCCCUUUCCCUGCCCAGGACCCUCUAGGCCUGCCUUCUGCCAUGGUGCAGAUUCCCUGAGGCUUUCUGUCAUCUGCCGCCUGUCCAACUCCCACCACUGUCACCUUGUGCCGUGACCCCCAGGACUCCCCUCCCUUAGAUCGUAACCUGUGCUAUAACUGCACAGUUCUCAGCCUCUGCCAGCAGCAGAGCAGAUAGAUGGUGAAUUACUAGGUCUGUCCCCAGCAGCAGCAACUGCCCUUGGAAUUCCCAGUCAGGACCAGAUCACUAUAGAAAAUACACUGGCACUCACAGGGCCAAUUCCCUUAAUAAACAGACUUCUGAUAACACA
Messenger RNA from Peromyscus maniculatus bairdii (prairie deer mouse), 3986 nucleotides. The record is from RefSeq and is a predicted model, not a curated record. Lineage: Eukaryota; Metazoa; Chordata; Mammalia; Rodentia; Cricetidae.